GCCAAGACGAAGGGGAACAAUGUGGGUUUGGGGGUGAAGUAUGCGGAGAAGCAGCAGCGUCGCUUCCAGCCUGAGAAGCUGCGCGAAGGCAGGAACAUCAUCGGCCUCCAGAUGGGCACCAACAAGUUUGCGAGCCAGCAGGGCAUGACAGCAUACGGCACGCGGCGGCACCUCUACGACCCCAAGCUGGGGACAGACCAGCCCCUGGACCAGGCCACCAUCAGCCUCCAGAUGGGCACCAACAAGGGGGCCAGCCAGGCGGGGAUGACGGCGCCAGGGACCAAGCGGCAGAUCUUCGAGCCGGCGCUGGGCAUGGAGCGCUGCGACACAAACAUCAUUGGGCUGCAGAUGGGCAGCAACAAGGGCGCCUCACAGCAGGGUAUGACGGUGUACGGGCUGCCGCGGCAGGUCUACGACCCCAAGUACUGCGACGCGCCUGGGCUGCUGGGCGAGGACGGCCUCAACCACAGCUUCUACAACUCCCAAUAACCCCGCCGGAGCCCACCCCACACCCCCUCCCCACGGCCGCUUGCACCUCCCCAUGCUGGGGAUGCACCGCACCGGCCUCACCGCACGCCCGGGGCUGCUGGGAAGGGGCCAGUGGGGGGGCCCCGGAGCAGGGAACCUUGAGCUGGGGGGCCCUGGCCCGGCCCCGCUGCUGCCCCACACAUGUGAAGCCACCGAGGCACAAUAAAACCCACACGCAAACCCA
Numida meleagris (helmeted guineafowl) is the source of this 712-nucleotide messenger RNA. RefSeq names its product calponin 1 (gene CNN1). Gene Ontology annotation, molecular function: actin binding. Lineage: Eukaryota; Metazoa; Chordata; Aves; Galliformes; Numididae. Gene Ontology annotation, biological process: actomyosin structure organization. The record is from RefSeq and is a predicted model, not a curated record.